Piliocolobus tephrosceles (Ugandan red Colobus) is the source of this 7837-nucleotide messenger RNA. RefSeq names its product radial spoke head 3 (gene RSPH3). NCBI's taxonomy places the organism in Eukaryota, Metazoa, Chordata, Mammalia, Primates, Cercopithecidae. The record is from RefSeq and is a predicted model, not a curated record. The transcript has 8 exons. Gene Ontology annotation, cellular component: cilium. Bases 646 to 1902 code for a protein of 418 amino acids.
CUUCCCUGCCCGGGCACGUAACAGAGCUGGGAGCCUGGCUGCUAGGGGUUUGUCAUUGCGGGGGCGGCCUGGGAGCGCUGCGGCGCCGCGGCAGGAGAAACAGCCAAGGACGCCCUGGAAGAGCAGGAGCACGUGGGCCUGCGAGAAUGGCGCCAACACCAGCCCUGCAAAACCACAUCCCAGAGCGGGGCCGAGGACAGCCACCAUUGCCCCGCAGGCCUCAAGAAAGACGGUCAAGUCAGCCAAGACCGCCUACCUAGCCAAGAGCCUCCCAAAGCGCAGGCGCACCUACCCGGGGGCGCGGCUGGGCGGAGUCAAGAGCCGGAAGAGCCUUGCGCCGCGGUCCUUUCCCGGAAACCCGCGGGCCGGAAGUGUCCGGAAUUCCAGCGCAGAGCCCCGGGUUGCUGGGCAACCGAUGCGGCCGCUGCAGCUGCUGUCUGUGGUGCUGGGAGCGAGCCCAGUGUAGCUCCCACCUCCUACGCUGGUAACCUCCGGUCCCGCCCGCCUCCCUUGUUGUCGCUUCUCUUCGCGUCGCGGAAUCCUUGCCCUUGGCACUACUUACAUCUCUCCGGGUCCCACGACACCUUAGCACCCACCUGCUUCAAAGCCAAGUUCCACCGAAAGGGAGGCAGUCUGCCCCCGGACAUGACUUCGGCGCUGACUGAUGGCACCUCUCGGGCCCCGAGCACCUACACCUACACCAGCCGGCCCCGAGCACUGCCCUGCCAGCGCAGCCGUUACCGGGACAGCCUGACGCAGCCUGAUGAAGAACCUAUGCGUUAUGGAAACAUAAUGUAUGACAGAAGGGUAAUUCGAGGCAACACUUAUGCACUCCAGACAGGGCCACUGCUCGGACAGCCUGAUUCUCUAGAGCUUCAGAGACAACGGGAGGCUAAGAAGAGGGCUCUUGCCAGAAAACAAGCCCAAGAGCAGCUCAGACAACAAACACCUGAACCUGUGGAAGGCAGAAAGCAUGUUGAUGUGCAAACAGAAUUAUACCUUGAAGAAAUUGCUGAUCGCAUAAUAGAAGUUGAUAUGGAAUGCCAAACAGAUGCAUUUUUGGACAGACCACCAACACCACUCUUUAUUCCUGCCAAAACUGGCAAAGAUGUGGCCACCCAAAUACUAGAAGGAGAGCUCUUUGACUUUGAUCUUGAAGUUAAACCAGUGUUAGAAGUUUUGGUGGGGAAGAUAAUUGAGCAGUCUCUUCUGGAAGUAAUGGAAGAAGAAGAGCUGGCUAACCUGCGGGCCAGUCAGCGUGAGUAUGAAGAACUACGGAAUAGUGAACGUGCUGAAGUUCAACGACUUGAAGAGCAAGAGAGGCGACACCGAGAAGAAAAAGAACGGCGUAAGAAACAGCAGUGGGAAAUAGUGCACAAGCACAAUGAGACAUCACAAAAAAUCGCCGCCCGAGCAUUUGCACAGCGUUACCUGGCUGACCUUCUCCCGUCUGUUUUUGGCAGCCUCAGGGAUAGUGGCUACUUUUAUGAUCCCAUUGAAAGAGAUAUUGAGAUAGGAUUUCUUCCAUGGCUAAUGAAUGAAGUUGAAAAAACCAUGGAAUAUAGCAUGGUGGGAAGAACAGUGCUUGACAUGUUGAUCCGUGAAGUGGUUGAAAAGAGACUGUAUAUGUAUGAGCAUAAGGAAGACACACAUCAGUCUCCAGAACCAGAGGAUGAGCCUGGUGGUCCUGGAGCAGUGACAGAGUCACUGGAGGCCUCUGAAUUCCCGGAGCAGAGCAUGUCACAGACACAGGGGCUGCUUUUAGAUGGAGACUACCUACAAAGAACAACAUAUGACAGAAGGUCAUCCCAGGAAAGGAAGUUUAUGGAAGAGACAGAGCUGCUAGAGCAGGAUGAAGAAACAGCAAUGAGGAAGUCCUUAGAGGAGGAAGAAUUGUCAUAGGAGGGGAGCUUCGAAGUCAUGAAACCAAUCAACAGCCAAAUCAGCAAGCAAUCAGGUAAUGAUGUGCGAGUCCCCUCAGGUUAUAGAAAUUAUGUUGUAUUUAGUCAAUAUGUCUUUUUGUCUAAUGGACUGGGCCAAUCAAAUGUGAUAAAAUAAAACUAAUUUGAAAAUGAAACUAAUUGAAUUCAUUUAUUUAAUAGAAUAUUCAAAGGCUAUAUUGUAAUUCUAAUGAGAAUUAUAUUUAAUUACUAGCUUUCUAUUACCAUUAUAUGUAACCAGCAAAUAUAUUUUUCCUUAGUCCUUCUAAUUUUACAGGUUAGUUUUUUUUAGUACGUAUGAUAUUUAAUGUUCAAUAUCAGUGCUGUCAGCCAUUUAGCUUUUCUUCUCUAUAGGAAAACUAUUUCACCUACUAUAAGAGAGAAUGCCUAGCCAGGCGUGGUGACUCACACCUGUAAUCCCAGCACUUUGGGAGGCUGAGGCAGGCAGAUCACCUGAGGUCAGGAGUUUGAGACCGGCCUGACCAACAAGGAGAAACCCCAUCUCUGCUAAAAAUAAAAAAUUAGCCGGGUGUGGUAGCGCGUGCCCGUAAUCCCAGCUACUCGGGAGGCUGAGGCAGGAGAAUCACUUGAACCUGGGGUGGAGGUUAUGGUGAGCUGAGUUUGCACCAUUGCACUCCAGCUUGGGCAACAAGAGCGAAACUCUGUCUCAAAAAAAAAAAGAGAGGAUGCCUAAACGUUGUGCUACUGAAAGCUGCAGUGCUCCCUUCCUGCAAGGACCAGCUUCAAUAUUCAAGUAAGGCUUAAGGAAUUCAGUGGAUUAGUAAUAUGCUCUCAUCUAUUUUUUCAUAUUCCUGCUAUUAAAAAAUUUCAGGCAAUGCCAAUAAAGCAAAAAUCUCUAUUUGCCCUUACACAGUCUCACUCCCCUCCUCGAAGGCAGAUCACUGUUACCAGUUAGGUAUGAACCAUCUAGGCCUUUUGUGAGAUACUCCUAUACAAAUGUAUUUGAAAAUCUAGAAAUAUAUAGCUUGAUUUUCUUUAUAUAAAUAUAAACAUUAUUUGCGUAUUUUAUUUUUCACUUAAGAGAAUGUCUUAGAUCUUUCAAGGUUAGUAGGCAUCCAUCUCUUAUCUUUUUAAAAUAUGGUUAAGGUAUUACAUAUUAUGACUGUGCUGUAGCAUAGGGAAUUAACAUUUGACUUUUUAAUCUGAAUGUGUUAGAGAAUUUACCUGCAGUAUUAAAAUCACAGAUUAUUUUCUCUCCAAAGCCUUGCUAACAGUAAGCAGUAACUGAAGUCUUUGGAGCCUUUAGAUAGAUAGAGCCUAUUUUUCUUUUUACUUAUUUUUUUUUUUUUUUUUUUUGAGACAAGAUCUCACUCUGACACCCAGGCUGCUGUGCAGCAGCACCAUCACAGCUCACUGCAGCCUUGACCCCCAGGCUCAGGUGAUCUUCUCACUUCAGCCUUCCAGGUAGCUGGGACUACAGGCGUGCACCACCACUUCUGGCUGGUUAUUGUAUUUUUUGUAGAGAUGGGGUCUUGCUGUGUUGCCCAGGCUGGUCUCCAACUCCUGGGCUCAAGUGAUCUGCCCGCCUUGGGUUCCCAAAGUGCUAGGAUUACAGGCAUGAGCCACUGCACCUGGCUGAGUCUGUUUUUCUCAGAAUACUUAUAAAUAUAUAAAAGUAGUGACUUAACAUAACUUAUAAUUAUUAACCCAUUUACCUUAAUUUCUUUUAAGUUAGGUACCAAGAAUGUAUCCACAUUUAAAAACUUUUAAAAAGAAUGCACCCAUUUUCCCAUAUGGUAUUUCACUAUAACAUUUAAGCCUCAUGGCAACUUUCUGAAGCAUGCAUGACAAUAUUUGUAUUUUUUAGUUUCUAAUCCUUAAUUCGAUCAGCCAGCAAACAUUAGCUGAGUGCCUGCUCUGCCUUGGGAAUGAGGCUGCAGAUACAGCAGUGAACAGUCAUGAAUACUACAUGUUUUUUACAGCCUAGUAGUGGAGCUAAAUGAAGUAAAUGAUGUAAAUAAAGAAACCAAAGCUCAGGGAUUUUAAGUGAUUUGCAAUAGAUAACAAGCCUAGUAGGGAGUGGGACUAAAGCUGGAACCCAAAUCUCCUUACUUCUAAUCUAGUAUACUUUCUUCUAAUAACUUGCUGUCUUUGUGAGGUAUAAAGAAUAAUUUAAAAUAAAUUAUUGCAUUAAAAGCAUUUAAAACAUUAAAAUCACACCUGUCAUCCAUCACUGGGCUAGUUCCAUCUUGUUAAACAGUCUUUAUGAUCACCCAAAAAUUUAUAAGGUAUUAAUUUUGACAAGAAGACCAAAAAUUUUUAAUUAGGGCUAUUGCUGAUUAUUAUUGUUAUUACCAAUUUUAAAAUAUCUGUAACUAGUUUUUAGAAACCUUAAAAUUGGGCCCGGCACGGUGGCUUACGCCUGUAAUCUCAGCACUUUGGGAGGCUGAGGUGGGCGGAUCACAAGGUCAGGAGUCAAGACCAUCGUGGCCAACAUGGUGAAACCCUGUCUCUACUAAAAAUACAAAAGUUAGCCAGGCAUGGUGGCAGGCGUCUGUAGUCCCAGCUCCUUGGGAGGCUGAGGCAGGAGAAUCACUUGAACCCGGUAGGUGGAGGUUGCAGUUAGUCGAGAUCACGUCACUGCACUCCAUCCUGGGAGACAGAGCAAGACUCCUUCUCAAAAAACAACAAACAAACAAACCUUAAAAUUGAUUUGAGGUUGAUUAUCUUUCAUAAUCCUCUAAUUCUCCUUUAGAAUGAAUUUGCAGAUGCCAGACCUAUGCUCUAUAAAUCCAUAAAUUAAUUCAAUGUAUUAAAAGAAGUCGAUAUCUAUAAACCCCACACUUAAUGGGUUAAGCUUAAUUGCAAUCCUCGUCCAUCCUAGAGAGAAACCAAAAUAAUUGAGAGGUUAGGGCAUUGUUGCUGUGAGAUAGCUUAGAGAUAACACAUUAUAUGUUAUCUGGAGAAAAGAAUGUUAAAUGGAAACAAAGUUUAUGAAGAAUUUCUUCAAGUACCUGAAGGAUUUUAUGGGAAAUUACAAGAUAGCAUACUUAGGUUCCAUAUGUCUAGAUGACUUUUCAUACUAAGCAACUUUUGCAAAUGGUUUGGGAACAUAAAACUGUUCCAGGAUGGAAGGAAAUGGGUACCACUAACAUUUGGAUGGUUAUGGGACCAUCAUAACAUAUGCAAAAUGCUGGUUCUCCAACUAUGACCCUCAGUAUGACUUUUAAAGGAAUUAUAAGCUCCAAAUACUUUUUGGAGUAUAAAAAGUACUUGACUUUUUCACACAUUUGCUAAUACCCUUCUCAUAAGUUUUAUUUCUUUCUGAUGUUUUGGCUAACACUGAGCUAACAGAAGCUAAAUAAUAAUAAAAUGAAGGACAGAUAGUAAAUGUAUUGAAAUUGUCGUUCCUGGCUGGGUGCAGUGGCUUACGCCUGUAAUCCGAGCACUUUGGGAGGCCGAGGCGGGCGGAUCAUGAGGUCAGGAGAUCAAGACCAUCCUGGCCAACAUGGUGAAACCCCGUCUCUACUAGAAAUACAAAAAUUAGCUGGGUGUGGUGACACAUGCCUAUAAUCCCAGCUACUCGGGAGGCUGAGGCAUGAGAAUCACUUGAACCCAGGAGGCGGGGGUUGCAGUGAGCCAAGAUUGUGCCCCUGCACUCCAGCCUGGCGACAGAGCAAGACUUAGUCUCAAAAAAAAAAAAAAAAGAAAGGAAAAAAGAAUAAAAAAGAAUUGUCAUUCCUGACAUAAAUUCCCAUAUCACUAAAAUAGAUCAGAGAGGUAGAAUGUAAUCUUCUCUAGCACAGACAUCGUUGCAUUUAGGCCAUCUGAGGGCUAUGAACAUGGCCUGCAAAGUAACUCUGAGCAACACAAGGUGGAGUUUGAAAGCAGAUUCAAAGCCAGACCACUGGGCUUGAGUUAUGGUAGAUGCUUAGUCAAUAACAUUGUUGAACAGUUCUCAUUAUUAGAAAUGUCUUUCAUACUGAUUCAAAACCUGCAACUGAAAGAUAUGAGUUAAAAGAUAAACUAAUAGCAUUGUAGGCUUGCUUAUAAUCAAGUGUUAAAGAGUUUGAAAUUUUAGGAUAAAAAUAUUUCAGAUAUAAGAUGCCAUUUAAGCAAUUUUAACUUCUUUUUGGAAAGAGAGUUCAAAAUGAAUGAAUUUUUAUCACUAUAUUCAUUUAUGAUUUUUAUAAAUAUGAACAUUUUUGUGAUAAUUGUAUGUUGUCUUUUAACAUUUUGGAUUAUAACCACUAGGUGUCAGUAAAACCCUAAGGUAAGGUUGACUUGCUGCCAACCUCAUACAUAAUUUCGUGACCGUAAAAGACUUUGGUGAGCACAGUUAGAAAAUAUAUUGUAUUCCUUGGAAUCUUCUAGACUCUCAAUGAAUAUUUUAUCUCACCCUAAAGUUAUCUGUCAGCUCUGUAGGGGUGCCAGACUCUUAAAAUUGUUCAUUUUAGAGUGGACUUUAGUUGUCACAUACUUCAGUAUCUAAUUCAGGAUCCUUAACAGAUGGUCAGUUAGUCUUUGUUUCAUCACUUUAAGGAUGAGGUUUUCACUUUAUGAGCUGCUCUAGAUAGCAAUUCUGUCUUAUUUGGUUUUGUCUCCACAGGCCUGGUCUAUGGUAGAUGCUUAGUCAAUAACAUUAUUGGACAGUUCUCAUUAUUAGAAAUUUCUUUCAUACUGAUUCAAAACCUGUCCUGUUAUAACCUUUGCUUAUUGGUCAUAAUCAUGAGAGCAUGAUUAUGGUAGAGGCAGAAAAAAUAAUUUUAUUGCCGUAUCAGCCCUAUCAUGUACCCCAAUAAAUGUUUCUUUAUCCCCCCCACCAAGUUUUUUUUCUCCCAAUGAGAUUCACCACUCUUCCCAAUUAUUCCUCAUGUGGCACAGUUUCAGAACUUGCCCACUCACCAGCCUGGUCACUGUUAACUUGAAAUGGCUAUUUGGUCAAAGUUUCUCUUAAAACAUGUUUCCCAGAAUUAGGUAGACAACUCUAGGUGUACUCUGACUUGGCAAUCACCCAUCACCAAAUCACUUUCUCUAAACUCAAAUGCCUAAAAAUUGUAUCUUCCAGGACAUCGGUGAGAAAAAGCCAAAAUGAGUUUUGAGCAGCUACAAUGUCAUGAAGUCAACAUACUUUGCAGUGGACCCUGCAAGCCUAUCCUAACAUGUUGCUAAUCAACUAGGCUAUUUCAUUAUUGACCCUACAGCAUUGUAGAAGUAACAUUAACCAGGGAAGUGGGACUGCUGUGGGAAAACUCAUAGCACUAACCUAAGAGAAAUGGCAGGAAAAAAUAGGUAACUCAAAAAGUAUAGCAGUCAGGAGCAAAAAUUGAGUAUUCUUCAGCAUGUCCUGACUAUACCUUUAUAUUAAAGUACAAUACAGAAAUUAAUGUGUAUGGACAAAACACCUCUAGAAUGGUGGAAUAAGGAUCUCUGAAAAUCUGUUCCUCCAUAAAAGCAAUAUGAAUGCAGGCCAGAAUUGCCAAAAUCAGUAUUUUCAGGACUCUAGAAAUUAACCAAAGGCUUGCAACAAUAAGAAACAUUUAUUAAAGAAAAAUGAUUGAAUCUUAGUAAGAACAGUAAACUUCAUGGCAUUUUAACUUGACCUGUUUCCAUCCCACUCUUCCCAGCUCCACCGUAGCCUUGAAAGCCAGUAACCAAGAAACAGAAGCUUAGGAGCUAUUGAAAGGAGCAUAAAGGCUUGGUGCCUCCCCACCCCCACAAUAAAACCUCAUUUCCAGACAGUUGUCACUACUUGGCAUCUGUGGCAGCUCUCUGGAAAAGCCCAUUUACAAGACAUGUCUUUAUUUAACCUGACUCAGAGCUUUCUCAGUGACAAAAGUCCUGACAUCAAGGCAUUAAGAACAAAAAGCAGCAGCAAUUGUUUAACAUCACAGCGCCUGAGGUAGAGCAAAUAAGAGACUGGCAGAAAAAAAAAA